UACUGAUAGUCUGAUAUACAGAGACAAACGAGAGUUGGCAGCCUUAAUCCCUCAGCUACUCAUAUGUGACCCUCGGUCUUCUACAUGGCACUGCUUGCUGGGCUCCUAGGAUCAAGGCUUAAAUCUGGAUAAUAGAAUUGGGGUUUCCUGUUUAUUUAUUUUCAUCCUUUGUUGUCACCGAUUACCUCAUUGACCAAAUUGCGUCCCCAAUGUUAGAUGAUGGACGGCGAGACGACGCCCGCCGCAAAGAACUAUUGGCAUGGUUCAGAGUGCUCGGGUCCUAUGAUCGAGUUUGAAGAGCAUGGGCUGAACUGCGAAAUCAAAGAUACUUGUCACUUAUCAUCGCAAUGCAGGCUUGUUCCAAUUUGCGUAGCCUGCGGCCGGAAGCCACCAUUGCAUGAUAUUAUUUCUGAGAACAAAAGUUCCAGUAACAUUGCCAUUCAACCGCGAGACAAACCUUUUGGGGAGUUGAAUUUGCACUGGCCAUCUGAGAGUCUGUACCACAAUUCAACCAGUUUUCCCACUCCCGAAAAGUUUACGUACCCGCAGACUCUCUCUCACGUCUAUCCCACUAUUUUACGGCCAGACCAAUUCAGACAAGCCUGUUUAUCACCGACGGAUGGUGAAAACUUUAGACGCGCCCCGUCAACUGCGGCAGAACCAGAAGAGUUUCCUGUUCAUCUAACGCUUGAAACGUAUGAGCAAGAUAACUGCCCAGAAUAUGAAGCCUUUUCAUAUACAUGGGAAGGCGAGCAUUUAGAUCGGGACAAUGAAACAGACCUAGGCUAUCCAAUCUAUAUUGGCCCAUCAUGGGACGUCCUCAUACAGACCAAAAAUUGUUGCGAUUUGCUACGUUUCGCUAGGCUCCCUGACGUCACUAGACGUGUAUGGGUAGAUGCAAUAUGCAUUAAUCAAGGCAACAUGGAAGAAAGGGCCCAACAAGUUGCCAAAAUGGGGCGAAUUUACAGAGAGAGUUUGAGAGUGGUGGUAUAUCUAGGCCCAGACGUGGCCAUGAAGCCAAAACACCGUUUUCCUAGACGUCACCCCCUAGACGAAUUUGCAAGUGGUGAAGUUCGCCCUAUGGACUCAAAUGGCUUGAUCAUGGAUCUCAAUCUAGAGAAGCUUUUCAAGAGACGAUACUUUACUAGACUAUGGGUGAUCCAGGAACUGAUCACCUCCUCCAAGACAAUCAUUCGCAUUGGUGACACUGACUUCCUAGUGGAUUCAAUCAUCACGGAGAGACUAAAGAAGACAGAGGAGUGGAGUUCGGCAAUGACAAGUGCGCCAUGGUUCCAAUAUGUGGCACGGCAGACCUUUGGAGAAAAUCCCUGCGACGCUUUGGCACUCGUAUCAAACUCUAACUGUUCUGAUUCGCGUGACCGUCUAUUCGGUAUAUUGUCGUUGAUCAGCCGUCGAAAGACUGCAAGUCAAGGACUUCAAGCCAACUAUUCCAUAUCAAGUCAACAUCUCUGGAUUGGAUUUUUUGCCCAUUGCCUGCUUCGACUGGAAAUAUUAUGGUUUCUGGAAUACGCCGUAGGAUCUCAUAGGUCACCUAGGGACCAGGAAUUAGAAGCAUGGAUUCCGUCAUGGAUGCCAGAUUGGACGUCACCGCUUACAUGGCAACGCUUCAAGUAUACCCGGAGAUUCUAUAGUGACGUGGCGUCCGAAACACUUUACUCGCUGUUGAAAGUUGACCCAAAUCGUGAUUUUCGUCGAUUUCGACAAGACUUCCUGACUCUGACUCGACUUGCCCCUGUAUAUGGGGGCGAAUCUCGAAUGUAUUGGAAUCAAGGAAUAACAGUAGAUUCAGAAACAGGAACGCUGAAAGAUAUACGAGCCAUUCACCUCCUUCGCAUCCCUUCAAUACCGAGGCUUCAGACGCGUUUUGGAGUCUAUGAAGUAUAUGAGAUCGACUUGCAUAGUGUGAAUUGGCAUACUAAACAGGAGGACAAAGACUUGCGAAAUCACCAGCAGUGCCUAUACAUAGUUAGCACGAAGCCUCUCGUCAAAGAAGUUCUGCCCUUACACGAUCACUUGUACGCACUGCAUCCAGAAAACAUAAACGGGAGUCUAGAGUUCCUUAUUUUGCGGGACACUAAGGGUCCUCUACCAUUUUCAAAACCCCGAGUAAGGCCAGGAUACUUCGAGAUUGCAGAUCACGAGACCUUCACUCUUGUCGCGACCGUACCAUACGCAUAUUUCGGCUUCGAUCCCGAGAUGUGCAAAGCCUUUAAAAUUCAGAUGACGAUACCGGCCGUGGCCGAACUGUCCCUUGAUCAGUUACCACGACUACUGACUGUCCGCCAAUUAAUCGAUGACAUACGUACCUUCUUAAAUCAGAAGGUUGACUACGAUUUUGAUCUUUAUCCUUCGAAUAAAGGCAAAAUUUCCAGGGAACUAGAGUCUCUUAAUGAGUAUUUCUUCAGAGAGGGCUUGGACGUUAAGCACCAUGAAAAGACUAGGCCGCUUGACUGGAACCAGAUAUUCCCGCGGAGUAGGAACUCAGACCUAUUACCGGUAUAUUGGGAAUUAGCAAAUCAAAUCCUGAAUCCGAAGGCCCUUUCGGAUGAGAAGCUCGCGACAUCCUGCAUAAGGUCAGUCCAUCCUGACUUUCAGCCGGUAAUCCGGAAUGGUUACGUAGAAUAUUCGUUUGGGCCCCGUGAUUAUGGACGUUUCGGGAUAAUGUACUGUAACAUACGUGCCUUCGUAAUGUACAAGAACGUCAAAACUGGGGUCUACCAGCCUGAGUGGGAAUGGAGCCGCAAGCACCUGGCCUGGACGAAAUUCAGCAAGCGCAGCCCAGGAGUCGUGCUGUGGCCAUGGCACGAGGAGACGUUCUACAUAAGAGCACCCCUGAGCCACGUACUGUCAGCAAUCAGGUGUGGUGUUCAGACCUGUGGUAUGGCCAGGUGUGUCGCAUGGCUACGUGACAUAUUCAAGACAGAUGACUUGGAAGAGCUACGAGAACGAUUAGCGCAGCCUCGAGACGAGUUGGAUAACCUCAAAGUAGAGAAGCGGGACUUUGCGAUAGAUGGCGAUGUACGCAUUAUCAAUAUCCGUUAAUUCAACAUGAUUUAAGCAAAUAGUAGCCUGCAUUACCCAGUAUUAUU
Xylaria bambusicola is the source of this 3110-nucleotide messenger RNA. Its product is annotated as heterokaryon incompatibility protein-domain-containing protein. Lineage: Eukaryota; Fungi; Ascomycota; Sordariomycetes; Xylariales; Xylariaceae. Bases 217 to 3063 code for a protein of 948 amino acids. The record is from RefSeq and is a predicted model, not a curated record. The transcript has 2 exons.